AUGGCAGAAAAUCGAACACUGAGAGAGCUAACAGCUCCUAACUUGAACCAACAGCCGUUGUGCAUCGCAUAUCAGCAGUUGGAGGAAGGUGCUAAUGUUGAGAUCAAAUCUGGUCUAAUUCAUCUAUUGCCGGCAUUCCAUGGCAUGAAGGUGAGCAGACUUGAAGCUAAGGAUUCGGGAAAACUUCCAUCUCAAACGGAGUUGAAUCCUAAGCAACAAGCCAACGCCAUUACAUUGAGAAAUGGCAAGGAGGUGAAAGAGACUGAAAUUGCAACUAAGAGGGCUGAAGAGUUGAUUGGAGCUGAGGAGAAGGAAGUGGAACAUGAAGCUGUAGCAAAUCCUCCCACUUUUCCAUCUUAUGAACCCACACCACCUUUUCCUGAAGCUUUGAAAGAAACGAAGAGGUAUGAGAAGGACAAAGAUAUCUAUGAAACAUUCAGCAAGUGUGAGGUAAACAUUCCCCUUUUGAAUUUAAUAAAGAGUGUUCCUCGAUUCGCUAAAUUUUUGAAAGAACUUUGUACUAUUAAGAGGAAGCACAGGUUAGGAGGGAAGGAAAAAGUGAAAGUCAGUGCUCAUGUUUCUGCAGUUUUCCAAAAGAAACUUCCUGAAAAAUGCAGUGACCCUGGUAUGUUUACUGUGCCAGUUACAAUAGGGGACACCACUUUUCGUAGAGCAAUGUUGGAUUUGGGUGCAUCAAUUAAUGUUAUUCCAUAUUCACUGUUCAAAACUUUGGAACUUGGACCCUUACAUGACACCGGGGUAGUGAUUCAAUUAGCUGAUAGAUCAAAUGUUUAUCCUAAGGGAGUAGUGGAAGAUGUGCUUGUGAAAGUUGAUGAACUAAUUUUUCCUGCUGAUUUUUAUGUGCUUGAUAUGGAACAUGAUAGACAAGCAGUACCCAUCUUGUUAGGAAGACCUUUCUUGAAAACUGCUAGGACUAAAAUUGAUGUUUUUACUGGUUCUUUGACUAUGGAGUUUGAUGGACAAGAAAUUGUGUAUAACAUCUAUGAUUCCAUGAAAUACCCUGUUGACACUCAUUCUUUGUGUUCCAUUGAUAUCAUUGAUCCUAUAGUGCAGGAUGUCUUCAAUGUUGAGGGCGAGGAUGCGCUCCUCACUUCCAUUUCUAAUGAUUUAUCUGCUGAUUGUUUGGAUAUUCCUUUGCCUAAUAGUGUGCAGAUGAUGGUAGCAGAGUUGAAUGGUCAUUCCAAGCUUCCACUUAGACCACCAGGUUCGACACCUACCCCAUUGACAGUGCCUACUGAUAAACUCUUACCUUCUGUUUUGCAGGCACCCCAGGUGGAGCUAAAACCACUUCCUGAUCAUUUGAAAUAUGUGUUCCUUGGUCAGAACGAUACUUUACCUGUUAUAAUUUCAAGCAAAUUGACCAAGGAGCAAGAGGACAAGUUGGUGACAGUGCUGAAAGAGCACAAGUUAGCUAUUGGAUGGACCAUUGCAGACAUUAAGGGAAUAAGUCCAUCCACUUGCAUGCAUCGUAUUCUGUUAGAAGAUGAUGCCAAACCUGUGAGGCAACCUCAGCGUCGCCUAAAUCCUCCCAUGAUGGACGUGGUAAAGAAGGAGAUCAUCAAAUUAUUGCAAAUAGGAAUGAUAUUUCCUAUAUCUGAUAGUAAAUGGGUCAGUCCUACGCAGGUGGUUCCUAAGAAAAGUGGUGUGACUGUGGUAGAAAAUCAACAGGGUGAAAUGGUUCCUACUAGAGUUCAAAAUGGUUGGCGAGUUUGCAUUGAUUAUCGUAGGUUGAAUGCAGUAACUAGGAAAGACCAUUUCCCUUUACCUUUUAUUGACCAAAUGAUUGAAAGACUUGCAGGGAAAUCCUAUUACUGUUUCCUUGAUGGGUAUUCUGGGUACUUUCAAGUGCCCAUUGCACCUGAAGAUCAGGAAAAGACAACUUUUACAUGUCCUUUUGGCACAUUUGCUUAUCGCCGUAUGCCUUUUGGCCUAUGUAAUGCACCUGCAACCUUUCAGAGAUGCAUGAUGAGCAUCUUUUCUGAGUUUGUUGAGCAUUUCAUGGAGGUAUUUAUGGAUGAUUUCACUGUGUAUGGUGAUUCUUUUGAUAAAUGCUUGCAUCACUUAUAUAUGGUCCUCAAAAGAUGUAUUGAGGUUGAUAAGGCUAAGAUUGACACUAUUCAGUCUCUUCCUUAUCCUACUAAUGUGCGUGAAGUGCGUUCUUUUCUUGGCCAUGCAGGUUUCUAUCGUAGGUUCAUUGAGGGAUUCUCAAAGCUUGCAAAUGCUAUGUGCAAAUUGCUGCAGAAAGAUGUGAAAUUCCACUUUGAUGAUGAUUGCAAGAAGGCUUUCGACGAAUUGAAGGCUAAGCUCAUUUCUGCCCCUAUCAUUCAAGCCCCAGAUUGGUCUCGACCAUUUGAGAUAAUGUGUGAUGCGAGUGAUUAUGCAGUUGGAGCUGUUUUAGGCCAGAAAGUAGGGAGGGCAUCUCAUGUGAUCUAUUAUGCCUCAAUGACCCUCAAUUCAGCCCAACGAAACUACACUACCACAGAAAAAGAGUUGUUAGCUGUAGUAUUUGCUCUAGAAAAGUUUCGAUCUUAUUUGCUUGGUACUAAAGUAAUUGUUUUCACUGAUCAUGCAGCUCUUCGCCACUUGAUGACGAAGAAAGAGGCCAAACCAAGACUAAUAAGAUGGAUUCUGCUCUUAUGUGAGUUUGAGUUAGAAAUCAAGGACAAGAUAGGCGCGGAAAAUCUAGUUGCUGAUCAUUUGAGUCGUUUGACCCAUAUUGUUGAUCAACCAUCUUUCCAAUAUCAAAUCCUAGGAGAAUUUCCGGAUGAAUCUCUAUUUGCUCUUAAGGAUUUGCGCCCUUGGUUUGCUAACAUUGUGAAUUUUCUGGUUUCUCAACAGUUUCCUCCAGGUUUCACAAAGUCUCAAAAGGACAAGCUUCGAACUGAUGCGAAGUACUAUGCAUGGGAUGAUCCAUACUUGUGGAAGUUCUGCUCCGAUCAAAUCAUUCGCAGAUGCAUUCCCGAAAAUGAGGUGAUCCCCAUUCUCACCUUCUGUCAUUCUCAUGCUUGUGGAGGACACUUUGGAGCCAAACGCACAGCAAGGAAGGUUCUCGACUGUGGUUUUUACUGGCCAAGUUUGUUUCGAGAUUCCUAUGGAUUUUGUAAAUCCUGUGAUAAUUGCCAGAGAGUAGGUAACAUUUCCCAGAAAAGUGAAAUGCCCCAAUCCUCUCUUCUAUAUUGUGAAAUAUUCGAUGUUUGGGGUAUAGAUUUCAUGGGACCAUUCCCUAUUUCUUACGGUUUUACUUAUAUACUUCUUGCUUGUGAUUAUGUGUCGAAGUGGGUGGAAGCAAUACCCACUAGGACUGAUGACUCUAAAGUGGUUUCAGGUUUUAUCAAAGCUUACAUAUUUUCUAGGUUUGGAAUCCCAAGGGCGUUGAUAAGUGACCGUGGAACACACUUUUGCAACCGUACAGUGAGUGCUUUGUUGAGGAAGUACUCUGUUCACCACAAAAUCUCCACGGCUUAUCACCCACAAACCAAUGGGCAAGCCGAGGUGUCCAAUAGAGAGGUGAAGUCAAUUCUGCAGAAAACGGUGAAUCCGGAUAGGAAGGAUUGGAGUUUGAGGUUGGAGGAUGCUCUAUGGGCGUACCGCACCGCAUACAAAACACCUAUCGGGAUGUCCCCUUACCGCCUUGUCUUCGGAAAACCGUGCCAUCUUCCGGUUGAGCUUGAGCAUAAAGCAUAUUGGGCGGUUAAGUCAUUCAACAUGCAAAUGGAUGAAGCAGGUGAACAUCGGAAAUUGCAACUCCAAGAACUAGAGGAGAUCCGGCUUGAGUCCUAUGAGAAUGCAGAUAUUUAUAAAGCAAAGACCAAGCUAUGGCAUGAUCGAAUGAUCACGCGGAAGGAGUUUAAAGUCGGUGACAAAGUACUCCUAUAUCAAUCCCGACUUAGAUUAUUUCCGGGAAAACUUCGGUCCCGUUGGGAGGGCCCUUUUCAAGUGGUGAAUGUAUAUCCGCAUGGAGCAGUUGAAAUUCAAAGCCUCGAGACCGAUAAGAUUUUCAAAGUCAAUGGCCAAAGGCUCAAACCCUACUUCGAGGGUUUGUGGAGGCCUUGGGAGCAAUUUUUAUGCGCGAAACGCAGCAAAAACAGAGCAAAACAGAGACAAGGGGGGCCUUCCCUGCAGAAGCCGCUGGCAGCUGCUCUGCAGCCGCUACCAGCGGGUCUUCUUGCAGCCCAAACCCCUUUGUUUCUGUCCCAGCCGCUGGUGAAGGUGAAGGUGCAAGUGAACAUAUUCCUUUUUAUAGCCAUGGGUAGAGACAACAAGAGGUCUAAAGAAUCAUCUCCAUCAAGACCUUCAAGGGGCAAGAAGCAAGGGGCUUCUUCAAGUCAAGGGGAGGCACCUCCAUUGCCUCAAGGGGAUGGUUUCAUGGGUGUUAGGUUGCAUUCCAAGGAGAAGGGCGUAUGGACUAAGCUUCAACAACCCCGACGAACGGUGCAAUGCACCAAGUUCUUUGACUUAGAAGCUCUACAAGAGCUAGAGAUGGAGGAAGGAGUGCGGCUCUUGCUAAGGAACGUGGGUCUCGAGAAUUUCAUGACCAAAUGCGCUCCCACCUAUGUCAGGUAUACAUAUGAAUUCCUUUCAACGCUUACUAAAGGACGUGAACAAAUAUCCUUUAAUUUGAACAAUAGGAAUUAUGUGAUGUCUUAUGAUGAUUUGCGUAUGGCAUUUGGUUGGGAUGCACCCCCAUUGGUGAACCGUUGGGGUGAUCAUAGCUCAUACUCGUCCCGAGUAUUUUGGAGGGCUAUAACUGGUUGUGAGGUUGAUCCUCACGGUGAUCAUAGCUUCAAAAUCACCCACCCAUGCCUUAGACUGGUGCAUAGGUUUAUAUCUUCCACUAUUCUAUGCCAAGGGGAGGCCACUAAGGUCCCCAAAGUCACAUUGUCGUAUUUGUGGGCGAUGACCCCUGAGGGUGUCGGUACGCCCAAUUGGGUGGAGAUUUUUGUUGAUAGUUGUGUAAAGGUGAAGUCCAACUCCAGUGGCCAUAUUAGUAUGGGUGGCAUGGUCUCUUUGCUAGCCUGUUAUUUGAAUGUUCCACCCCCUGAGGAUCUUGUGCCAGUAGACUCGACAUACUUGACAUAUAACAUCAUGACUCUGGUCAAGAUCGGUUUAUUAUCGCGUUCCCCCGUCGCCGGUAGUUAUUUCUGGCGAUACGGACCGCAGGGUUUGAACUAUUUGAGACUUCCUCGUCCCGAGGGACGAGCAUUACCUUUUGGCCCUACUGCUGCAGACUUUUUCCUUCCGCCCGACCCGGAUGUUGCUCCUUAUUUGGGAGAUGCUGAAAUCAUAGUUGAGAACAUGGGAGAGGAGAAUCCCGAUGUUCAUAUGGGCGGAGAGUUUGUUGAUGAGGAAGGGGGUGAGGAUGCUACUGGAGUGCAGCACGAUGAUUGGCCUCGAUGGAGGGCUGAUGUGGAUGAUAGACUAGAGGAGGUGUGCGAUGGGAUGCACGAGCUGCUUGCAUAUCAAAGAAGCAUGAGUCGGUUUUACACCACUCAGUAUCCGCAGUAUGAGCCUCCAACUGAGGCGUUCAUGGAUCAUUUGGCAUCCCGUGCUUUGCGUCGUUCCGAGAGGCGUGCUUCUCGGGGCGAUGCCGGCUCUUCUGGCUCUGGAGGUCCCUCUCAUUGA
This is a messenger RNA of Chenopodium quinoa (quinoa), 5643 nucleotides long. RefSeq lists its product as uncharacterized. The record is from RefSeq and is a predicted model, not a curated record. The coding region runs from base 1 to 5643 and encodes 1880 amino acids. Gene Ontology annotation, biological process: DNA integration. The transcript is spliced from 5 exons. Gene Ontology annotation, molecular function: nucleic acid binding. NCBI's taxonomy places the organism in Eukaryota, Viridiplantae, Streptophyta, Magnoliopsida, Caryophyllales, Amaranthaceae.